This is a messenger RNA of Pocillopora meandrina, 13689 nucleotides long. Lineage: Eukaryota; Metazoa; Cnidaria; Anthozoa; Scleractinia; Pocilloporidae. The record is from the annotation of a GenBank genome assembly.
AUGCUAGGUUGUUUAGGAGAUAUCAAGACCCCUCAAGAGGUGGUGCGGAUUAUAAGGUACGAUACAGGAAGGUUGAUAAGUCUUUUGUACAAUUGUGUGGUCCUUGUCAGUAAGAAACUUUUUGCAAAGGGUAUAAUGCUUACCAUUCUCCCAUUAUCUUGAUUGUUUUAACUUGUUUCCAGUUUAAUGCGAGAUGCAGAGAAGUUGAUGAGUCGUUGUAUUUACUUGAACAUCCUGAAAGCUACUAUUUCAGCUGCAAAGGAAAGUGAAACUGCAAGUGAAUCACUAGAAAAGUAUGACUGCUUUUUACUUCUACUAAUAUUAAGCAACCACUAUUACUAGAGUGGGCUCUGUUAUUGAGCCCAGCCUAAUUAAAGAGUGGUUGUGGUAACUUUUGCUAUUGAUUUUCUCUUCAUUGUUCAUGAUUGAUAUUUGUCUAAUUAAAGUGCAACUCAGUCACUUCUUUUAUGUCAAAUAUAUUCCACAAUGACCUUUGGAUUUCCUGCAAUUAUGUUAGUGGAAAAAUCCUUGUUAGUUUUAUGCUACAUGAAAAGCUCUUGAUGAAAGCUGUGUUGGAUUUUCUGGUCUGCUUCUCACUCCUUAACCCUUUGACUCCUAUGAGUGACCAAGACAGAAUCUCCUUACAAUAUCAAUACAAUAUCAACCAGGUAAGUGAUGAGAAUUAAGAAAAAUAUCAAUUUGGAGAUAAUAAGUUGAUUCAACACUAAACUCUCUGAACUAACAUGAUAAGAAUAGUAUGGUUGACAGAGAGGAGAAUUUCAAAUUUGAUCUGGGAGUUAAAGGGUUAAUCCUUUACACCCUAACAUCAAUAUGCAUAUUCUCAAUACUAUUCUUAACACAUUUCCUAAGAUGCUGAGAAGGAGAAUUAGUUGUUUAUUUUUAAACAAUAAAGAGCUUCUUUAGUAAGGAGAAACUAGAUCCUGGUCACUCUUAGGGGUCAAAGGGUUGAAAAGUGUGCUCUUGAUUGAUAAUGUUUGAAUUAUAACAGAUUAUUUUUGACCAGUUAUUAAAUGCCCAUUUGUUGAGAAUAAAUGAAAAUUUGCUUCUUGAUCUCAACAGGUUUAUGAGUGUAGGAGGCUGGAAUAUACUGAAUAAGUGGUUAGUUGAGGCAAAGAAAACUGAGAAUUUUCCUGUGCUAUUGGAAUUACUGGAGGUGAGAGACCUUGUUGCAUGAGUGGAUGAAACUUUGAGUAAUGUGUUUAUGCAUAUACAUUCAUUUUAGUGUGACGUGUUUAUAAUUUAGUCUUGUACUGUGAUAUAGUGCUUAUAUUGGAAUGUACAGCUACCAAUAUGUUGCCUCAAGUCAAUCUGUGUGUUGUGUUGCAACAUUGUCUCUCACUUUUGAUCCUACAUCUUUUAUUCAGGUCUUGAGAGAUCUUCCUGUAAAUAUAGACACUUUAAAACAAGUACGUUGAUAUUUCUUGAAUAAACUCUGAUUGGUUUUCUAUCAUUGUUUUUCAUUACUUAGCUUUCAUUUACUGCUCUGGAAUGAAAGAGACCAUGUACAUUCAUUUAUUGAUGGUUUUUGUGUUUGAAACAUUUAUCAUAAUUGCUGUUUGCAUUACAAAGUAGGAUGUUCUUUGCUUUGUUCAAUUUUGCCAUUUUUCUCAAAUAAUACUCUAAGCCUUUUUUUAGUUCAUGUGUAUGAUCCCUGAAAUCUUCUAACUACCCUUCAGCCUAAAUACAGUCUCUAUUGAAUCACACUCACCUAUUAAAUUCAUCAAAACUUUGUGCACAUUCAGUUGUAAUAUUGAAACCAAAGACCACUAGAUCAUGGUUAAUUUGGUAGAAAACCCCAAUUAUAUCUCAAGAAUGUUUUGUAGGGCAAUACUGGCAAGAUUAUCAAGCAUCUCACAAAGUUAGAAAAUCAAGGUAAGUAUCAUUUUGAAAUUCACUUCAAUUAGAGAAAUGAGAAUAAUUUGGAGUAACAUGGGUUUGGUACCACUGAUGAACUCCAAUGAGAAGCAAUGGUAUUUAAUUUGCUUUAGACUAGUGAAGUCAGUAUGCUCUAGAUCUGGCUUAGUAAGUUUCUCUAGGAUGUCCUCUCAUAUAGACUGAUUGAUUUAUAUCCUUUUUUUGUUUCAGAUGUCAAGAAGCUUGCCUCAGGAAUUGUCAAACAAUGGAUGAGUCUUGUGAGAAAUCAGACAGGAACAUCAGGUACAAGAUUACUCUGCAGUGUCACUUUUGAAGUCAUAUACAUGUACUUGUAAAUGUAUUACAAUAUCAAGGCUUGAUCAAAAGUCUCCAAUCACUCUCUGGCUGUGCAUGUUUAUCCUAAAUUUGUUUGUCCCUUUCAGAAAAAGGUGACAAGCCUAAGCUGAAUGGUUCUGCUAAUGGUGAGGAUACUUUGCAAGGCUCCAAGCAGGGUGAGUGUACGCACAUGUAUAUUAAUUGAACAGAAUCUAUUAGGACAACACUGAGAAAAUGGUUAAGAGACUUACCGUAUCAAUGAAUGUUUUGCAAUUACCAACUAGAUUGCAGAUAUAUCCUAACGUAUUUUAAGUAAGACAUUUUAAAGCAUUGUAUGAAAGAAUACAUGUAGGUAGUUAAAAGUGAGGUUGUUUGCUACCUUAACAAGGUUUGAUUAUUUGGUUUUAGCUGUCUCUUCGACAGAAGGGAAGCCUGCCAAGAGGAUGAGGUGAGAUUGUUUUCCAGAUCAGAGUGAAUACAUUCAGUUUCCUCAUUUGGUGCUUUGCACUGUCAUAAUUUGUUAUAACUUUUCAAUCACGUGUCCAGGCUGAUAAAUAUUCCAGGUAGCAAAUUAAGGCCAGCCUAAAAGGUACUUAUUAUAAAUAAUAAAAUGCAAGACAUCUUGAGUUAUCAAAUUUUAUUGAUUAUGUUAUAGAGACAACAACUCAACAGACUCAAACAGGUCACCUCAAGUUGAGAAGAAGGCUAAAACACUGAAUGAAGUUAAAAGUGAUGUCAAACAGAGCAUGGCACAAAAGAAUGUUUCUAAAACAAAAGUUAUCCCACCUCAGCCUAAACGUAAGUUCCUGUCUGCUUUAUUUCCAGUUUUCAAAGUACAUGGAAGAGUUCAAAGUUCACAAUUCACUGUCUAUGAUCAAAAUGAAAGAUUAUUGCUGAUUUUCAUAGCCCUUUGACCCCUGAGAGAGACUAGCAUCUAGUGACUGUACCCCUGAAUCACACAUUUAAGUCACAAGAAUAAAGGAAUGAUCACCAACUAAAGAAGCUCCUGAUUGUUAAACAAAUUCUCCUCAUCAACACCUUAGAAAAUAUAUGGAGGACAGUAUGGAGGACAGUAUGGAGAAUAUACAUACUUCUGUUAGGGUGUAAAAGGUUAAAGGAUGUACAGAAGAUGGCUAAAUUGCAUGAAGGGUCAGAAAUCAUUUAGGAAGUAGUUUUUAUAGACUUUUUCAAGUGAUGGAGUUGAAAAUCAAUAGUUACAAUAUUUGGCAAGCAGUGGUGUCUCAUAAAGUGUCAAAGAUCCUUUAGAUACACAUAUAUCAAAUUAAAUCAACUUAUACAUGUUUUCCUGAAGUACUCACAAUAACCUUUAUUGGUAGCUCCAACUAUUUAUUAGUUGGAGGGGGGAUGAAAAACAAUUAUGAAAAAAAUUGUCUGAGAAUACAGGAAUCUCCCCCUUCAUAAAAUGAUGGUCAGUCCUUUACUCUUUGUGCUAAGGGAUGGAUCAGUAUUAUAAACUAGAAACCUACCCUUUUAGUACUUGUGGUCAUUUGCUCUCUAUUUUUGUUUUCACUAGCUGUUGCUAUGGAGAGUGCAGGAUUCAUGAAUGCCUUAACAAUUGCAGCAUCAGCUGCCCCUGUGCGAAAAAGAAAACGUGUGACCACAGCUUCAAAGGUACUUACAUGUACAUCAUCAAUGUGGUAUUUCCCAUUCAUUGAGUCAAGUCAUUCUGAAACUGUCUUACUAUUCUAAAUGAAAUAUAAAAGGCCUCUUUUUGUUUUAGGGUGUGUGAGUUCUGUUGCCCCUUUUAGUGCCAGAAGCACUGACACUAUUUCCCCCUUUACCUGCAACAUUGGUUACACAAAACUGUAGUGCAGUUUGCAAGUAGUCUCUACAGCAGCUGGGAAAAUGAUGGGGUUUUUUCACAUGACUGGGUUAGCUAUUUCAAAACCAGAUCUCUGGCCUUACUCUCUAGCUUUGAGGAAUUUUUAGGGGGAUACUUAAAGAGAGAUGCUUUUAAUAUCUUUAUAGACUGGAACCACUAACACCACAACUUCAACCUCUUCAACCUCAACCACCAAGGUAGGCAGUCUAAGUUGCAAUACAGUAUACGCAGAUUUGCAACUUGUUAGUCUUCUCCAGUCUCAUUUUUGUAUGAAGAAAUAUAGGUCAAUGUAGAGGCUGCUUUUAACAAACCUGUCUUUCCUAUUUUAAAAUUUUGUACAAAAUUUCUCUUGAGCUUCAUGCAUGUUUGUUUGUUCAGCCAACAUAUACAGGAAUUCUUGAUGCUAUUUUGGACAGUCAGUCACAAACACAUGGUCAAGAGGAUGGAAGGGAAAAGGAAAAAGAGAACAAAGAUAAAGAAGUGGAUAGUUCAGGGUAACUAACUUAGGAUUUAAUCACCAAUGAUUUAAACUUAUCAUCAUAUGUACUGAGGCUAACAUUGAACUAUAUGUAAGACAGUAACCCUCAAGACAGUUCAUGUUACUGCUUCAUACCAAACAAAACACAGACUCACUAUCAUAGUGUUCUUAACAAAAAGUUGCAAAUAUUUUGUAGAUGAUGCCAAAAAAUUAGAUAAGUUUUUUUAUUUAUUUAUUAUCUUCUUGGUAGUGUCGUGGGUAUAUAAUACAAGUUAUUUUGUCUAUUAGCAUUUUGAUUUCAAUAAUAACAAUCAUCUUGUCUGCUGAUUUUAGCAAUAACAAGUCUGCUUCAUCUCCUAAUGGCUCACCUGAUGACACAUCUGCACCAAGUAAGGACACCAAAUGACAUCUAUGUCAGAGCAGUAUUUAUAUCUUUACUCAGACAAAUCAGCCCUCUUUUUUAUUCAACUUCUUCCUUGUACCUUUUUUCAAAAUUGGAUUAAAUAUAUUUUUCUCAUGAGGAAAGCAUUAUAUGACCUACAAUUAUACACGUCAGUUAGUACCAAACCUGAAAGCCACAGUCCAUCAGAGAUAAUUUUUCCUUGGUUUUUUUUUUUAAAUGAUAUGGUCAUCAAGAAGCAACACAAGAGAGAUUCCUUUUUGACUGAAAUAUAAUAAUAACUGGAAUUUUUUAUCACUCAGGUGGAGAUAUUGGAGAUUUUAGCAAAAUUUCAGAGGUGAGCAGCUACAUUGAAACUUCUUAUUGCAACUAAACUCAGUUUUUCUCAACUGUCGAAAUUUAAACUUAUCUUUUUAACACUGGUUCUCUUUGACAGCCAUCUGAAAAAGAUAAUUCUCCAAAUGCAGGUAAGCAUUACUCCUGUUCUGGAAAUGUACAUGUGUAACAUGAACAAAUUUAAUAAAGAAAAUUUCCUAAAGUUUGGGAUCAAAGCACCUGAAAUCACUAAAAUACAAGGGACUAAGUAGCACUGUGUUGAAAUUCUCCCAAAAUGAUAAAACAUUAGAGUUUAUGUUCUUGACCCAACUCAGAGUCAUGAGCCACUAGGGGAGGGUUUAAAUGAUACUAAGAAGUACCCAAAACAUAUUCAUACCCAAGAAAUAGUCUGUGUUACUAUCAUGACUACAACUUUGGAGGGCAUCAAGAAAAUAAAAAGUGAAAAAGUGAUAAUAAAACAGUCUGAACAAUCACAUAAGCAUAAGAGUGGGCUAAAAUACAUUUCAGGCUGCCAAAAUCUCUAUUUUAGCCUGCAAAAUGUGCCAAAAUGCUUGACCAAGUGUUAAUAAAUAGGAAAUGGAAAUUUUAGCAAUUCCUUUGAACUCCACCAAAAAAGGUAGUAUCUAUCAGCCAAAAUUAACAAAAUACAUGUAAGCAAUAAAUAAGGGGAGGUCAUUACCAACACCAAUCACAUUUUUAGGCUCGCUAAAUUCACAUUGUGAUUGAUGCUUGUUUGUUAUUUCUUCAGCAUCACAGGCAUCAACAGAUACAGUAACAUCAGCAGCUGAUGAUUUAGAAGAGAAACCAGCAAAGAAGUCCAAGAAGGGUAAAAGAGUUACAUGGCCUGAUGAUGAUGCCAACCUUGCUAUCUUCCAUUACUUUGAGAUGGAUGAAGAUGAAAGAGGUCAGUUUGUUCCACUUUUUUUUGAAAAUUUGGUUUACAUAUUUCCACAGCCUGUGCAUUAUCUAUUGUUGAAUGAUGAAUUUUUAAGAUAUCACUACUGGGCAGCUGUAAUUUCAAUCACUAACACAAGAUGAGUUUCACUUUGUAUCCCAGAUUGGAAAAUGAAACUUGAGUUGUUGUCUAUUAAGUGUUUUUAAAAAAUAUAAUGAUCAUACAGAAAAGGUGUUUAUAUGUGUAACUAUGAAAUAAUGUUAUGUGUCUAUUCUGCAUGAAAUACUGCAUAAACACUUUUGGCUUAUCAGCAUUCUUAUUUUCUUUAGCUCUGGUGAGACAUCCUGUGAACUUCCUUGAUGCAGCACAUAAUGAAAUGGUCAGGGAGAGACAGGUAGGUGUAUUUACCAAGUUUUAUAGACAAAAAUUGUGAAAUAAUUGGUCACAUUUUGCAUUUUUUCAGUUAAGAAAAUAGGUAGUUGUCAGCACUCUAAGCUGCAAAUAUUUUGGUCACCAAGUGGUGGUGACAUAAUUUUAGCUAAUGAAAUUAGUUUUUACCAAUUUGGCAACCUGAGUUCAGCCCACCAUUUCCAGCAGGUAAUUGCAUACCUUUCUUAUUGAGGUAUCUGUGUAGUCUGAAAAAUGCAUGAUUUUCUGUUUCAGCUUGUGGAACAAGCCAAACGUUUGAGUGAAGACAUAAUGGCAGAGAGAAUCAAGGUAUAGAUGAUGCUUAAUCAUUGUUUGACAAGGGGGAAUUUUAAGUUUCAAGUAGGUGGUCUAAGGGAGAGUAGUCUAGUGGGAAAAAGACUUUCCUUGUUUUCAAUGACUGACUGUUACAACUACCAACCCGAGCUGAAGUGGUCAUCAUAGUCAUGUGACUCUGUGACCACCUUUACUGAGGUAGCUAAAACAUCAGAAACUAUUGCCAUCAAUACCCUUCUCAGAAUUCCUCUUAUCUAAACAAUCAAAUCAUCCAACUUCAGUUCUGCUACACCUUAAUAUCAAUCCUUUCCUUUAUUGUGUAACUGAAUUUUUAAACUUACAUCAUAUUUCAUAAUUUGCCAAAAAGUAAUCUUGCAAUUGCCACAAGACCUGCAUUUGUUUCAGUAAACCUGUGAUCUACAUUUAAGCACAUCAGCUAAUUAGGUCCUAAAUCAACAAUAAUCUGUUUGCAUGUUGUAGUGGUACAGACCCAGAGCCUUAACACUAGAACACCAAAUGGAAAAAGGUUCAAAGAGUACACAGAGGCAAAUACAGGUAUAGUACACUAUGUGUCCAACACACUCCUAUAUAGGAGUGUUCAUCUGUUACUUGCUUUACUCUGUGCCGAGCAGCAACUGAUACAUUUUACCAUGAGCAUACUUGUAAAGAUAUACAUAAUAUGACCUUCUACAGUGGAAGUCAGUGGGAGGGCAUCUUGAGAGAUUUUGUGCAUACAUGAGAUUCAAGCUUUUAACACAUUCAAUAACUUUUGCUGUGUAGAAAUUAUUGAAAAGUACAGGUGGGACUCAAAAAGACACAUGAAGAAUUUAUCUUCCAUUUUUUCCCUAAGUGUUAUGUGGAAUAUCAGUAAUAAUUACUAGACACUAAAUAGAUCAUUUUAAACCAUACACAGGUCCACUUUUUUAUGACUGCCAAUGUUGCAACAUUCUUCAAUUUAUUUUGCUCUAUUUACUCUGUAAACCCCUGUUUAUUAUAGAUAACAGUUCAUAAUUAUGUGAUUCUUUGGCUCACAGAAAACCAGAGAAGCUAGUAUACUUGCAGAUAUAUUUUUAACCAAGUCAAGGUAAAGUCUUGGUACAUGGCCAGUUUUUUUGUGCUUGCCAAUGUUUUAGAAGCUCUCUUUUCCCUUUUGGAGCAUGAUAAGAAUAUCACUGAUGCACUCAACUGCACCUGGUGCACCACUAUUUUGUUCUUACCAAAUUUUGAUGUCAUCUGAACAGAUACAACUGGAAUAGAUUUGUUAACUAAACUUGAUUCACAUAUUCCUGUGUUAGAAUUAUAGUAGUUUGAUGUCCAGAAGUGCUCUGCGUUUUCUUUAAUCUUGCCAGAACGAGUACUGUCAUUGGUAGACUAAGUUUUCCAAUUUGGAAUAAUUGUAAAGCCAGUGUUGUCAGAUGCUAUUUCCUAACCCCAUGUGUGGUAAUUUAAGUGGUUUGCUAUUUUGAUGUUUGAUCAAAAUGGGUUAUGUUCUUAUUACAUUUCAGUUUGCCUGACAGCCCAGCAGAACCUGAACCUGAUAACCAAAAAGGAAGUCCUGAAGAACCCAGAGUUAUACCACAUGAUGAGGUACAUGUAUUGAUAUAUAGCAGCUCAUACAAGAGAUAGAUGGCAAAUACUCAGCAUAACUAACUCUCCUACUGGCUGACCAAGAUGUGGAUCUAUGGAAUGUUUUGUUGAUUGACUGAAUGACUGUCUGACUGUUAUUUUGUAUAUAUAUAUUUCCUGCAGAAAGGAACCACUCAUGUACCUGCCAAGGCUCCAGUUGUAUCUUCUAACAAUAGCAGUGUACAGCUUCCACCAGCACUUAUGUCACUGUUGUCAUCAGCAUCCUCAACUACAGGUUUGCUGUUACUAUUAAGAAAUUUCUUUCUUUUCCUUAGCUGGUAAAUGGUCCUUGUUUUGUGUUCGACCAAAGUGAGUUUGAAUUUUUUUAAGACGUCAGUAAUCUCUGUUUUUUUAUUUCAGUUGGGUCGGUAUCUCAUGCAAGUGGUGACAGGGGACCUUAUACAGUUCAAGCCCUCCUUGAUAAAAUCAUGGCAAGUAACUAGACUGUCAUUAUGCGUAUUCCAAUGUUCAAGUUUUACAAUAUGUUAUAUAAUUCUUAUAGUAUUAUUGAACAGUGAUAACGAGUUAAUUUUCGUGAGGAAAAACUUCCCCCCUUUCUCUGGUGGUGAGUUCUGCUCAUUUUAUUGAAGCAUUAUUAAUUGUCACCAGUUAGAGACCUUUUCGCAAAAAAUUUUCUUCUGGGUUUGAAGGAAUUGUGAAAAAAUUAAUUUGCAAUUUAGCUUGGGAUGAAAAACGACAAGAUGUUUGAAGAACUAGUUUGUUUUUUCAUAGUUAAAUCCAAGAGACUUAAAUUAUAUUAGGAAAUAAUUAAUAUGUAACUGCAGUGUGAAUGUUCUUGAGAGGGCCGUUAGUCAUUCAGAAGCUGCCUUGAACUUUCAGUCAUAACCUCAAGUUCCUUAUCUUGUACUGUUCUUGAAACUUCUUUCUUUUUCAAGGAACUCGGUAGUACAUGCUGGGUUUCCAAUUAUUUUUUGAUAUUUGAAAACGUAAAUAAGUUCUGAACUUGUUCACAAACUCUUCGAAUAUCUGUUUGUUUUAGAAUCCCUCCACGCAGGGUAACCCACCCGACAUGGCGCCUGGUUCUCAGUCUCUUCCUCAAAAUGAGGCAGGGAGUUCCUCCUUACCCCCAGCCCUCCAACAUAUCCUGGAACCUCUUCAGCAGAACAAAAUGGGUCCUCCACGGAUGCAGGGACCUGGACCAGGAUCCAUGCCUGGCAUGGGUGCGGGAGCAGGAUUGCUGGGUGCAGGUAAAGUCAAUUAUUUUGUCAGCAUCAGCUUUUGUAUAGUGGACAACAGGUUCGACUUGUGAUGUGGGUCACAGGCUCUAUAGGUUGCUAGAAGACUUUGGUUGAAUUCAAAAAGGCAAUCCCUACUUUCUUAACGAAAACAUUAGUGUAAAACUUGUCAAAGGAAAUGUUCUUCUUGAUUGUGUUCUGCAAAAUGCGUGUUCAGUUCACAUCAGCCAAUCUUAUUCGUUUUUCUAAGUGAAUAAACCAUGCAACCACCCUCAGGCCAAAAGUACUUGGUGAUUUUUUUUUCUUAGAUAUCAAUUACCUUCGAGAAUAACCCAUGAAAUUCUGCGUGUACUUUCUUCUUAAGUAUGGAAUUAGCUGGCGGUUUUAAGAGCCGUCGAUGAUAAGAGUGUAGGCUGCGAAGCUACAGAUUCGUCCAUAAUCUCUAUUCUCAAGAGCCCUAGACAACUUAAAAGUAUUUUAAUAACAGGCCAUUUCUGAGUUCAUGAACCCUCACUUUCAGAACGUGGUUAAGCAGAGAUUGAAGAUUUAUUUUGAUGUGAAAGGCCUUAUAUUGAACCCUGGUACUAAAACAGGGACUUUGUACAUCUUUAAGAUCGUGUAUUUAAAAGUGAAGUAAAUAUUUUUUGAGGAUACCCACUUCUCUAUAAGACUGUUUAACAGAGAGGCUUCCCAAGCAAAGGGAGAUCAUUUGAGAAAUGUCCUUCGUCAGUAAAUGUAAAACUUCAAUUAUUUUUAAACAUUACCAGCUUUUCGAAAUGUUAGAUGUCAUGUGACGAUCUCUUGAUCUGUUCUCGCCACAGCACCAGGUGAUCCAAUGGGGAGUCUUAAUGUCUUCAGACCAUCCGGUCCUAUGGGUCCUAGAGGUGUACAAGGCCCACAUUUAAGACCUGAUAUGCCCCCGCAUUUUCAAGGCCCUGGAGGCCCUAGACAAGGUCCACCAAUUGGGCCCCUGUUUCCAGGUCCAGAGGGCCCCAUGAUGGGUCCUCGCAUGAGGGGACACAUGCCAAUUCGAAUGCAGGGCGGACCAGGUAUUGGUAGAGCCAUGCCAACAGGUCCUCGGCCUCUUUUACCAGAGAUGGUAAGCCUCAAGCUUUGUGUACGUAGAUUCUGUCCCUCAUUAGAUCAUGUUAAUUUUCUGAUUAUAGUAACUGGUGUACCACUGUAAAGAAGUCAGCACUCAAUCACUCAACAACUUCUCCAAAUGUGUUUAGGUGGUUGAUUUACAAUUGUAUCUUCAGGUGAAUAACGAUCUAAUGUAGAAAUUACACUUGCGUCGUGACGCACCACAACUGAAUCUUUGGAAAUUUAAUAACCCACAAUCCUUCAGACUGAUCUUAACACUAAGUGCUCAACCAAUAAAUUGACAAUCAGCAAGUAGUUUGUCUGUUCGGGAAUAUUUCGGUGUUAUUUGCCCGAUGUUUUGUCGGGCUGGAAGAUCAAUCAUUACGCGAAUUACAGUCCUCUGACGUCAAAAAUGCUUUUUCGUUUAUAUACUUUAUGUAUCGUACGAAAGAAGGCAAUGAACAGGAAGAAAAGAUAGUUAAUUGAUCACACUUCGUCCUAUCCCAGGCCCAACGAGACGACUUCCACUCGGACCAGUUCGACGAUGGAGGGGAGUAUGGUGACGAAGACGAAGAAGGCGAACUUGGAGACAUGAGCAUGCGUGGUAGGGGUCGAGGAAUGCCGCGCGGUCGUGCACGUGGAAGGGGAAGGGGCAGAGGAACGCCUCCUGUCUGUCGUCAUUUUGUGUCAAAACGAGGCUGUCUUAGAGGAAACACGUGUCACUUUUUACAUCCCGGAGUAAAUGGACCUCCAGUUUGACAGUGAAUAAUAGAGCGUUUGAAGACGGUGGCGCUAAAUUCCUGAGGUCAUACUUUUCUUGUUGACAAUUACGACAGGAAGCAGGGAAUUGGAGUAGAACUUUUUUACUUGGGCAAGACAUGGAAUGUACUGAUACGUCUUCAAGUUACUUUAUUUUUGAUAAGAAACAAUAAUGUCUGAAGUUCAUCAAUGGUAUUUAAUAAGGAAUAACAUACGGGUAAUGCUCUAAGUUUUCAUUUACAGUCGGCAUCGAGACGUAUGUUCUCGAGGUGGCCUAAGCACAGCAGAGGAAGGAUUUAUAGCUAUUGAAGAAUGACACUGAACACGCAGUGAAGGAAACUCUCUCUAGUACCAAAUCAGGGAAACUAGUCUAGCAAGGAGGAAAAAUUACCAAAUUUCUUGUGACUUUCUUUUAAACCUCAAAGCCCUCUUAGUGUUAGUUGAAAUGGGGUCAAGCAAAUGCGACCAAUCUUUUUAGUCUGAUGGAAUAAGGUAGUGAUAAAGGUGAAGUGUUUAUUAAUGUUCCACGAUACUUGCGCGAUUUGUUUCCUUGAUUUGGUAUGAAUAUCCAAAUUCUCCUCGCCGCUAAUACAAGCAGUGUUGCAACUGCUACAGAAAAUACAUACCCCAGUCAUAAAGGUUUAGGGAGUCGUGCACAAUUCGAGACUUUGCUCAGUUAUUGACUCAAAUCUUCUCUAUUAUCCAUUCAUCUCCGUCGAAACUACGGAAACUACGUAUUUUAUCACGAGCGUUCGUUAUUGAAAUUAUCUUUGUACAUAUUGUAUAGAGUGUGGAAACAGCGCAUGUAGAAUACUAGGUAGAAAUAGUUUUUAAGCGAUAUCUACUUGAAAAUAUUUUGCAACACAGCUAGAGAAUAAAUGUUUCGUAUUUUAGUCAGUCUGAGUUUCAGCAGAAACUAGAAGAUUCAAAUACAAAUUUUUGGAGUAAUCUCAACGUGAUGCAGAUCCCAGGGAAGCAGACUUUUUUGUUCUUGGUUAAGGUAUGAAUAACCCCAAUGCAUUUAGUGUGACAUUUCAUUUCUGCAUGUGCUAGCUAGUAAUAUUUUGAUUGGUCCAGCUGCAACGAAAGUAGUUUUCUCAUGGUUGUCUUUUCCUUGUUUUCGCCGUUGUCCUUAUAAUUUACCGCUAUUGCCUCGAUCUGAGUAAUGUAGUCGAUUGUAGAAACUAAUUUUAUUGACAACUCGAAAGACAUUGGUAAUCUACCAGUGAGUCAGCUGCACAUCCCAGUUCACGUCUGAGUUGAUCAACGGGGAUGUCACCUUUUAAAAUCGCCUCGCCUUCUAAAACAGUUCACAUUUUUUCAGAAUGGACUUACGAGAGUUUCUGCCUACUUAACCUUUAUCAAUCCAUUUUCUAUAUUAAAAUUUUGCAAGAAGACAUAAGUAUCUUGUGAUAAAAGACGAAACAGUUUUGUGACUCCAGGUAUGGGAGUAAGACUGAGUCAUGUUCGUAAAACUGGCUCGAAUUGUACAACACAAUUGCAGAUAAAUUAUCUGGAACCUCUCCAUGUCUGAGGUUCGUUUCUGACGCACAACGUUUAAAUUAGUCACUGCUUUAUAGUGGGAAAAAAUAAGAAAUCUGUCAAGAGCCGCGAUGGUACAAAGCAGUACCAGGUGAAUUGCGCAGUCUUUAAAAUUCAUCGUGAAUACAAUUGACCAAUGUGAUUCACGUUCAAACAAUUAUAACUACGUACGUUGAUAAUCAUAGAUAUGAAUGAAGUAGGUGGGAGUUCCAAACAUAUUUCCUUGGCACUGUUCAUCGUAUUGAUGUGAAUUACUUUCACUUGUAAUCAGUUUUCUUUGUUGAUUGCCUCACAAAAACCAUUUAAUUAUGUACUAAGAGACAGUUGAGUACUAAUAAUGUUGUGUCGGUGGUACAGCUAUGCUGGAAGUGAGCAACUUUGUUGGUUACACAACAAUAUAACAAAGAAAUGUUAUUGCUAAUUUAUAUUUUUAUGGGUUGGAGAGGAAUAAUAGUGCAAUUUUUUCUGUUUAUUUCACAUUAUUUCCAUGAAAAUGCAAAAACCAUCACCACCAUGUGUCGUCAAACAUCAUUCCUCUUCAGCCUUUUGAGAUUUAAUCGUGUUAGUGUUAAAAUUAUCAUUUGAUGUACACUUCCUCUAUUAAAGGCAAUUUCAACA